ACUGUGAAAUCUACAUAUUGUCCAGAAGUAGGUUAUUGUUUAAAUAUGCUCCAGAUAUUUUAGGGAGGGAGACGCUGACCUGUAAUAGUGUGUUAAUAGAGUAAAUAGAGACGGGCGUCUUUUCAUUUGCAGAGCGUUUUCCCACAACUCCGCUCCGAGUCGCUGCCGCAGAGCUCCGGAAGAGAGACACACAGAGAGAGAGAGGCGCUUUAUUGACAAUAUGGCGAGGAGUGAAAGGGGGCUUUUUCGGCUUUGACAGCGCCCUAAAUCCCGGCGGAGCUGGUUACUGCGUGUCCUGUCUGCAGCGGGGGUUAUGGAUGAAGGGAGCCGGGGGUGUGCGGGAUGCCGUGGCUAAGCUGAGAGUUGGCAGCGAUAAAAACCAUGGCGUUUUUCAGGCGGAAAGCUAAAGGAAAAGAAUUGGAGAGAGCAGUAGAUGCUAAAGCAGGCAGAGCUCCAGUCUCCCCCAACUCCCCCUCCCGGAAUCACCAUGCCAUCUUGGAGGCGGCUGGUCCCAGCCAUGUGGCCAUUAGUGCCAUAUCGGCCAACAUGGACUCAUUUGCCCGUGGCCGCACAGCAAUCCUCAAGAAGCAGCCGAGUCACAUGGAGGCAGCACACUUUGGAGACCUGGGGCGCUCCAGCGUGAACUACCAGGCACAGGAGACACGAUCUCGACUCUCAAAGACUGUGGAGCAGAUCCUACGCGAUGGCCUAGCUCUGCCCUACUACCUGCAGUUCAUGGAAACGCGCUCGGCAGAACACUUGGUGCGCUUCUGGUUGGAGGCUGAGAGUUUUCGCUCCACCAGCUGGUCCAGGGUCCGUGCACACAGCCUCAACUCGGUAAAGCACAGUUCCCUAGCCGAGCCCGCGUCGGCUCUGGGUUCUCCUGGCUCCCCGGACUCACCCUCAGCCCACUCUGGGUCUCCCAGCGUGGAUGGAGGAGAACCGGAGGACCCUUUCCCCUCCCGGAUCCCCCCCAGCCCCCAGGACACUAACUCUAAUGGUGGGGCCGGGGCUGGGUAUCGAAACACUGAUUAUUACGAGGGGUCUUCAAGGCCCGGAACACCACAACAACUUUCGAGUCGAGCUGAGACACCUAGCCGACUGUCCUCGACCUCCUCCAGGACCGGAACACCCGUUAAAGGACCGACCACCAGCGCACUCCGAGAGCUGUCAGACAAGCUUAUGAAAAGUAUAGAGAGGGAUGCAGUCAACAUUUUUACUAAGUACAUAUCUCCAGAUGCUGCUAGGCCUAUUCCUAUUACUGAGCAAAUACGCAAUGACAUUGUUGCUAAAAUCUGCGGCGAGGAUGGUCAGGUGGACCCAAACUGCUUCGUCAUUGCCCAGUCAGUAGUGUUCGCCAUCAUGGAGCAACAGCACUUUAUCGAGUUCUUGCGGAGCCAUUAUUUCUGUAAGUACCAGAUCGAGGUGCUGACUAGCGGCUCUGUGUUCCUGGCGGACAUCCUCUUCUGUGAGUCAGCCCUGUUUUAUUUCUCUGAGUACAUGGAAAAGGAAGAUGCAGUGAACAUACUACAGUUUUGGCUGGCUGCGGAUAACUUCCAGGUUCAGCUGGCUGCUAAGAAAGGCCAGUAUGACGGACAAGAGGCACAGAAUGAUGCCAUGAUUCUUUAUGACAAAUAUUUUUCACUCCAAGCAACAAAUCCUCUGGGCUUUGGCGACUCGGUUCGGAUGGAGAUUGAGUCAAAUAUCUGCCGUGAGGGAGGUCCUCUUCCAGACUGCUUUACCACUCCACUGCGCCAGGCCUGGACCACCAUGGAGAAGGUGUAUAUGCCCGGCUUCCUGUCAAGCAACUUGUACUACAAGUACCUGAGUGACCUUAUCAAUUCGGUGAGAGCAGAUGAGUUUGUUGGCGGAAACUCCACCAUUUUGGGUCAGAGCAUUACACCGGACGGCGACCGUGGCUCAACCGCAUCGGAAGGGUCACAGGCUCAGGGUACCAAAAAGGCAGCCAUCAAAAUCCUGAAGAACUUUGAUGAGGCAAUAACAGUCGACAUUGCAAGUCUGGACCCCGAGUCUCUGUACCAGAGGCCAUAUGCUGGAAGAAUGACUUUUGGUAAAGUCAAUGAGCUGGGCCAAUUUAUCAGGGAGGCUGAGCCAGAACCGGACGUCAAGAAAUCCAAGGGUUCCAUGUUUUCUCAAGCAAUGAAGAAAUGGGUGCAAGGGAACUCUGAUGAGGCUCAGGAGGAAAUGGCCUGGAAGAUUGCUAAAAUGAUCGUCAAUGACGUCAUGCAGCAAGGACAUGAAAGCCCAGUAGCAAAGUCCACCAAGCUAUGACCCUGUGGUCCUGAGGAAGAAGCUUUAAGCGUCUCUGCUGCUGCUCUCAGCAUUAUAGAGCCAGAUGUUAUGUCACCUACAGAGAAACUGCACACUGCAUUUAUUCAACAGCGAUUUUGAAUGAAGCUAGAACAAGGCAUUCCUGCAUAUCCUUGACCUCCAUAUCACAAGGGUGCGUGUCUGUGUGCGUGUCUGUGUGCGUGUGCGUGUCUGUGUGCGUGUCUGUGUGCGUGUGCAUGUCUGUGUGCGUGUCUGUGUGCGUGUCUGUGUGCGUGUCUGUGUGCGUGUGCGUGUCUGUGUGCAUGUCUGUGUGCGUGUCUGUGUGCGUGUCUGUGUGCGUGUCUGUGUGCGUGUGCGUGUCUGUGUGCGUGUCUGUGUACGUGUCUGUGUAUGUCUGAGUGAGAGAGGUGUGUGUAUAUGCACUUGAGCCAUAUCUGGGCUCACAAGACCCACACUUCCAUUUCAAGCAUUAUGAAGGCUUUUUGUCAAAUGAAGAGGAGCCUAAAUGAAUGAUGAGCUAAAGAUGAGUAAACAGUUUAAUGAAAUCCAGAUGCAAAAGAGCUGCAGACUUCAAGAACAAAAAAAUUCCCACAGGGAGAGUGCAUCAGCCACGAUUUGUUAUUCUCUAGAACUGCAACUGGACCACUGCUGUUACCGUGUUGACCAAGGGGAAGCUCACAGAGACCUGAACAAAGUCCUUUUGGUCGAUAGAAGUCAUAUAAACCCCAGGUUACUCCAGUCAGUCAACCCUAUGGUUCUUUCUUUUCCUUAUUCUCCGUUUUCUCCCUCUCUUAUUCUCCCUCUUUUCAUUCACCACUUUUUUAAAUGAGACUGGUUGUGGUGGGGAGCAUCUUUUUCUUAUUUUUAUAGUUCAGAGAUUGACCCAUGGUGGCUAUGUAGAGUUUUAUUUGCAGGCAUAUUCAUUCUGACAUGGCAAAUCGAUUGGUUGCCUGAAACAUGGAUACGCCUUCAUGCUUUUUUAUCCCCGAGCUGAACAGAAUGGACUGAUAUAUUGUUACAGUUUAAACUGAAGGGAACAGUCACUAACAACUGGUUGGUUGGUCCUGGAGGGUUCUAUUCACCCUCCUCUUCUCCUCUCUGGUAGCAGGAACUCCCUUAAGCACUGAAUCCAGAAUCAGACUGUAGUCACACUCCACCUGGACGUAAGUGCUAGUGCAAUGUUAUACCACCCCUCCCAGCCUCCAGACUAUAAAAAUGUAGAUUUCUGGUUAUCCCCAUAUAUCAGUGUAACUUCUUUUUAUGGUGAUUGUCUCUCUUUUUUUGGUUUGUUUUUGUUUACUUUCAUUUAUUUUUGUAUGAGAUGUCAAAUCUGUGUCAAAGCGAAUUUCAGUGAUGCCUGUUCAAUUGGAAACGUGUAUUCUGUGAACAUGCUAGCAAUGAUACUGCUUUGGACCUCAUUGAGAUGUGGACAAGAACCAGAAAAAAUUAGAGUUUUGGUACUAUGUACCACUAAUAUGUUUUCUGACAUGUAUGUGUACUUAAUCUAUAAUAUAUUUAAAUUGUGUUUGAUUUAAAUACAUAUAUUAUUGAAAAGUG
Messenger RNA from Astyanax mexicanus (Mexican tetra), 3849 nucleotides. RefSeq names its product A kinase (PRKA) anchor protein 10 (gene akap10). The coding region runs from base 382 to 2292 and encodes 636 amino acids. Gene Ontology annotation, biological process: intracellular protein localization. Lineage: Eukaryota; Metazoa; Chordata; Actinopteri; Characiformes; Acestrorhamphidae. Gene Ontology annotation, molecular function: protein kinase A binding. Gene Ontology annotation, cellular component: plasma membrane. The record is from RefSeq and is a predicted model, not a curated record. The transcript has 15 exons.